AUGUCUGGCACCACAGCGACUGAAGACCAAGCAAGCGACCAUUCAGCCCAGACCCGGCUAGAAAGAAGCGAAUUCCAACUCGACGUGACUGAGGAGCCUCCUACUCCCGACCAGCUCGAAAGCAUCAUUCAAUAUCUCGAGCCCUCCAAAAUACCUAUGAUAGUCAAGGGUGCGAGGACGCAAGUCGAUGCCAUGAAAAAACUCAAGGAGGAUCCGGAAAGCUUCCAAAGACCUGUUACUGUUGAUUGGGAACACGGAAGAGCUGUCACUGGGGACAAUGAGUCAGAGAUCUUGAAAAUGAUAGAGGGACUUGGGAAAAAAUAG
Molecule: messenger RNA, 324 nt
Organism: Venustampulla echinocandica
Lineage: Eukaryota; Fungi; Ascomycota; Leotiomycetes; Helotiales; Pleuroascaceae
Product: Thioredoxin-like protein
Exons: 2
Coding region: 1-324 (107 amino acids)
Cellular component (GO): mitochondrion
Molecular function (GO): oxidoreductase activity
Source: RefSeq, a predicted model, not a curated record